Pistacia vera is the source of this 854-nucleotide messenger RNA. RefSeq lists its product as uncharacterized. The transcript has a single exon. The record is from RefSeq and is a predicted model, not a curated record. The coding region runs from base 102 to 842 and encodes 246 amino acids. Gene Ontology annotation, molecular function: protein binding. Lineage: Eukaryota; Viridiplantae; Streptophyta; Magnoliopsida; Sapindales; Anacardiaceae.
UAUAUGUGUCUAGCUCGCUCUAGUAGUCUAGGACCACUUCCACUCACAUGUAUAUAUGAGCACCCAAUGAGAUUACCAUCCAUCUCUCACACUAGCUAGCCAUGGAUUGGUUCUCUUGGUUAUCAAAGAGCAGCCUUGACCCAUCACUAAUAUAUGAAUACGGCCUUGCGUUUGCUCGCAAUGAGCUCCAAAAGGAGGAUUUAACCUACUUCAACCAUGAGUUUCUCCAGAGUAUGGGCAUUUCAGUGGCCAAGCAUAGGCUAGAAAUACUGAAGCUUGCCAGGAAGGAAGUUCGAGGAGGUCCUAACACCCUUUGCAGGCUUAUUUUGGCAAUCAACAACACCAAGAAAAAGAUUGGCAAGCGUAUUAACAAGUGGGUUUUCCACGAAGUUGGAUCGACAAAGGCCUUGCCGGAGCCACCCCCACCCUCUCGUUACCAAGAGCAUUGGAAAGGAGCAUUAACAAGGAAGAACAAGAGUGAAAAGGAGUUUCAGGCAGAGAAACAGAAGCCAAUCAAAACCAUGAGGAUAGCAAAAUCUGGGCCACUGCCAUUGGUGCAAGACAAGUUGAUUGUCACCAAUAGAAGCUUGAAGUUGUCUGGCCCUCUGGAUAGUAACAUGCAAGAGAGAUUGUUGUUCACCUACAGAAGCCCAAUAUCUUCUGGGCCUCUGGAUGGACGUAUGUACGCAAAUAAAAGUCCAAAGUUAUCUGGGCCUAUGGAUAGACGGCCUCCAAGCCCAAGGAUAUAUACAGACAACAGCAACACCAAGGAAAACUUGGGUGGUGGUUAUGAUGAUCAUUCACUAUGGCCAGCUCUUUUUCAAGAUCUGAAACCUACAUGAUCCAGUUUUGUC